Adineta ricciae is the source of this 531-nucleotide messenger RNA. NCBI's taxonomy places the organism in Eukaryota, Metazoa, Rotifera, Eurotatoria, Adinetida, Adinetidae. The record is from the annotation of a GenBank genome assembly.
AUGUCCGGAGAAGAUCGUCAAUCCCGAUUACCAUUGAAAGAUGUGCCUUUGGAUCUUCAAGAGAAAAUUGUUGAACUCAAUGGAAAUCCCAAUUUAAAUCUUUACAAGGUUUUAUCGAAUAAUCCAAUUUUAUUAUCAUCAUGGAUCGAUUUUGCGUAUUCAUUACGACGAAAUUGUACAACAUCUCGUCAACUUCGUGAAUUGAUGAUUCUUCGUGGUGCUCAACUUUGUCAAUCUGAAUACGAAUGGUUUCAACAUGAACAAAUGGCAAAACAAUGUGGAAUAUCAGAAGAAAAGAUAAAUGCAGUCAAACAUUGGAAAACAAAUUCUCUUUUUGAUGAAAAAGAAAAAGUUGUUUUAGAACUUAUGGAAUCAUUGGUUUUAAACAAAGGAAAAAUUACUGAUCAAUUCGAUGAAAAAUUGAAAAAAUAUUUUACAGAAUCAGAAUAUUUAGAAUUAAUAUUAACAGGAAGUUUUUACAUAAUGGUUCCAACUGUAUUAGAAACUUUACAAAUUCCAACAGAAAAGUGA